AUGGCUGAGUAUCGAGGCGCGGCGCCGGCGCGUAAUCACCAGCAGCCGGGGCAGCCGGCCAACGUCCUCCUCGUCCCCGACCCGGACCGCCGCAACCAGCAGCAGCUCUGCCUCGACGCCGGGCGCGCGCUCCUGCUUUGCGGCGCGCUCGUCAUCACCAUCCCAACCGCAUUUGAUUUUGCUCCCGCCAACGCCAACAGCCCUGCUGCGGCCAACACCACACUUGCUGCGUUCAUCGGCUUCCUCUUGUGGAUCCUCGGCGCGUGCCUGUGCCUGAUGGCGCUCACGCCCGCGGUUCCGUGGGCUAUGCAGAUCUUUGUGAAGACCCUCACUGGCAGGACCAUCACCCUCGAGGUUGAGUCCUCGGACACAAUUGACAAUGUCAAGGCAAAGAUCCAGGACAAGGAGGGAAUCCCACCGGAUCAGCAACGUCUGAUCUUUGCUGGCAAGCAGCUCGAGGAUGGGCGGACGCUCGCCGACUAUAACAUCCAGAAGGAGUCUACCCUCCACCUUGUCCUCAGGCUCAGGGGUGGCAUGCAGAUCUUUGUGAAGACCCUGACUGGAAAGACCAUCACACUGGAGGUCGAGGCCUCAGACACGAUAGACAAUGUGAAGGCCAAGAUUCAAGACAAGGAGGGCAUUCCACCAGACCAGCAACGCCUCAUCUUUGCUGGGAAGCAGCUCGAGGAUGGCCGCACCUUGGCUGACUACAACAUUCAAAAAGAGUCCACCCUUCACCUUGUGCUCAGGCUAAGGGGAGGCAUGCAAAUCUUUGUCAAGACUCUGACUGGGAAGACCAUCACACUUGAAGUUGAGUCUUCUGAUACGAUUGAUAACGUAAAGGCAAAGAUUCAAGACAAGGAGGGCAUCCCACCAGACCAGCAGCGCCUCAUCUUUGCUGGAAAGCAACUCGAGGAUGGCCGCACUCUUGCCAACUACAACAUUCAGAAGGAGUCUACCCUCCAUUUGGUGCUCCGCCUCCGUGGUGGUAUGCAGAUUUUUGUGAAGACACUGACUGGCAAGACCAUCACCCUGGAGGUCGAGUCUUCUGACACGAUCGACAAUGUGAAGGCAAAGAUCCAGGAUAAGGAGGGCAUCCCGCCGGACCAGCAGCGUCUGAUCUUUGCUGGUAAGCAGCUUGAGGAUGGCCGCACAUUGGCGGACUACAACAUCCAGAAGGAGUCUACACUCCACCUGGUUCUACGUCUCCGUGGUGGCUACUAA
Molecule: messenger RNA, 1224 nt
Organism: Miscanthus lutarioriparius
Lineage: Eukaryota; Viridiplantae; Streptophyta; Magnoliopsida; Poales; Poaceae
Source: the annotation of a GenBank genome assembly